Botrytis byssoidea is the source of this 1592-nucleotide messenger RNA. RefSeq lists its product as uncharacterized. NCBI's taxonomy places the organism in Eukaryota, Fungi, Ascomycota, Leotiomycetes, Helotiales, Sclerotiniaceae. Gene Ontology annotation, biological process: nucleocytoplasmic transport; activation of GTPase activity. Gene Ontology annotation, cellular component: cytosol; nucleus; perinuclear region of cytoplasm. Gene Ontology annotation, molecular function: small GTPase binding; GTPase activator activity. The transcript is spliced from 2 exons. The record is from RefSeq and is a predicted model, not a curated record. Bases 1 to 1263 code for a protein of 420 amino acids.
AUGGCUACCGCAACAAAAAUCUUCUCGUUAGAAGGAAAGGGAUUGAAAUUGGAUUCCGCCGCCGAUGUCGAGCCGCAUAUCAAAACUUUGAGGGAGAUGAAAGAUGUGGAGGAAGUGAGAUUUUUGGGAAACACUUUAGGCGUUGAGGCUUGUAGGGUGGUUGGAGAGGUUUUGGAAGAGAAGACAAGUUUGAAAAUUGCAAACCUGGCGGAUAUAUUUACUGGACGUUUGCUUAACGAAAUUCCACAAGCUCUUUCAUCUCUCCUUACUGCUCUGCUCAAGCUCCCAAAUUUGCAUACGGUCAAUUUGAAUGAUAACGCUUUUGGACUCAAUACUCAAGCUCCGCUCGUCGCAUUUCUUUCUUCGCACACCCCACUUCAACAUCUCAUCCUCAAUAAUAACGGACUGGGACCUCAUGCUGGUAUUUUGAUUGCAGAUGCACUUAGCGCAUUACACGCAAAGAAAGUCGAGGCACGUGCGGCAGGAAAACAAGUUCCGGAUUUGGAAACUGUCAUUUGCGGACGCAACAGAUUGGAGAAUGGCAGUAUGACGGCUUGGGCAAAGGCAUAUAGCUUGCAUACCGGUGUAAAGGAAGUCAAGAUGGUACAGAAUGGCAUUCGACAGGAGGGAAUUAGUCACUUGUUGAGUGAAGGUUUGAAAUAUGCUAAGGACAUUGAGAUUCUCGAUCUACAAGACAAUACUUUUACAAUUACGGGUUCAAAGGCCUUGGCUAAAGUCGUGGGAGGAUGGGCCAAUAUUCAGGAGCUAGGUGUUGGAGAUUCCUUGUUGGGUGGGAAGGGAAGUGUUAUUUUUGCAGAAGCUUUGAAGAAGGGCAAAAACACCAAGUUGGAGAUUUUAAGAUUGCAGUUCAAUGAUAUUGGAGUAAAGGGCCUAACAGUCUUUACUGCCGCUGCGAAGGAGGCUCUACCAAAAUUGAAGAAGAUUGAGUUGAAUGGAAACAAAUUCGACGAGGAUCAUGAUUGCAUUGUGGAAUUGAAGGAGUUGCUGGAGGAAAGAAAAGAGAAGUUAGCGGGUGAGAUAAUCAUUGAGGAUGAUUGGGGCCUUGACGAAUUGGAGGAUUUGGAAGGAGAAAGUGAUGAAGACAGUGAUGAGGAAGAAGAGGAAGAGGAAGAACAAGAGGAGCAAAGAGAAAAAUUGAUCCACGACGCAGAGGAAGCUCAAGAAGGAGAACCUGUUGCACAAAGAGAGGACAAGGAUGUCGAUGACCUCGCAAAAGUUCUCGGCAAGAACCUCCAAGUCUGAAAAUGGUAUUACGAUUAUGAAUGAUGGAUUUUGGAUGAUUUUGGCGGAAAUGAAUUUUCAGGGUUGGCAUGGCCAAGGAAUGGUUUGGUUGGAUGGGUAGAACACGUUGAGGGAAAGGAAAGGGAGAAUUCGGGCGGAGCUCUUUGUGCAUACCCCACUCAUGUCACUGAAGUAGAACCUUCGGUUUUCUGUCUCAUGCACAUAUGCAUAGCAUGGUAUAAUUGCUUCUUUCUUGACGAAAGUUGGCGUUGCGAGCAUUCCCGUAGAUAGAUACUAUUAGACCGGUAAAGAAAUGACACUUCUUUGCCAUCCAAAUAAACACUAUUCGU